CCUCGGUAUCCCCUUCCCUUCUUCCUCUUCCCCCCGUUUCCUCCUCAUUACUACGUAUCUUUUCCCUUUCUCCCUCCCUUUCCCUACCCUCCUCCCCCAUCAUCAUCAUCCGGCUUUAAACCUUCAGGUAAGUAAAGCUUGUUUCCCGCUUCUCUCUCCCCCAAUUCCCUCCUUUCCCAUUCCUUUACUCCUAUCCCCAUCCUCAUACUACCUUCCACUCCCCCCGACCAUCCCCGACAUUUCUCCCAUCCAUAGCUUUUCCCGGAGCUGCCGUGCCUGAGCCACCUCCCCGCUGCGGAGGCCUUCCACCGUCCCACGGCAAGGCAACCAUCCAAACACUAAGCGCCAGCAAUCUAUCCACUUCCUUCGGCGUGGUCCCUCAACUCCUCUAUCCUUAUCCACUUUUUUUUCUUCGCUCCCUCUCUGUGUCCUUUGUAGUACCUUUGUUCGUCUCACAUCCUUAUUUCUCGAACUUCCCCCCCCCCUCU
Aspergillus costaricaensis CBS 115574 is the source of this 488-nucleotide messenger RNA. RefSeq lists its product as uncharacterized. Lineage: Eukaryota; Fungi; Ascomycota; Eurotiomycetes; Eurotiales; Aspergillaceae. The transcript has a single exon. The record is from RefSeq and is a predicted model, not a curated record. The annotation marks the transcript as partial.